Molecule: messenger RNA, 665 nt
Organism: Amoebophrya sp. A25
Lineage: Eukaryota; Dinophyceae; Syndiniales; Amoebophryaceae
Source: the annotation of a GenBank genome assembly
AUGGCUUCUCCCUUCUCGCUUACAGGUCUUCUACGAGAAGGCCUGCUGCUCGCUUACAUUCAGACAACAUCUUGCUCAACAUUGUUUAGUUCCACAGCUAGUAGUACCUUCUUGUUUAAACUACAAAUUUUUAAUGUUCUAAUGGCGCGCCACCACGAAAACGAUGAAGAUGAACUUCCCUAUUAUGUUCAAGGGUUUCUACUCAUUAAUUAUGUUAGUUAUUUAAGAUUAAGAUUGAGGACUCAUCACCAUCAGGGAACAAGAAAUAGAAGUUUAAUAUUCUGUUCAACUACGUUGACUGUUCACCAGGUCCAGAUCGACCACCGAGAUAUAUUUAUAACUAAGAAGUUGUGAACCAGCAUCAAAAAUUGAUACCGUCAAAAGCAUCUCCUUUUUUUACCUUUUACCACCAUGGUUCGGAAGGUCCCGACCACGAACGCGGCAACGAAUCUUUCGCUAUCGCUUCUAAAUAGAAGUAGUAGGGAAGUAGACCUGUGCUGGGAAGAUUCUGGGACUGGGGUUCGACAUCGAUUGGGAAUAAACAAUAUAAGACUGUAAUAAUUCACCUACAAAGAGAAAGAGGUUGUAUGUACUUAUAAAAUUGCUCGUCCUGAUGUAACAUGAUUGAUUGGAGGAGAGUAGACCAUUCAUAUGUAUGAGAAAGA